Messenger RNA from Penicillium soppii, 2031 nucleotides. RefSeq lists its product as uncharacterized. NCBI's taxonomy places the organism in Eukaryota, Fungi, Ascomycota, Eurotiomycetes, Eurotiales, Aspergillaceae. The record is from RefSeq and is a predicted model, not a curated record. The transcript is spliced from 5 exons. The coding region runs from base 1 to 2031 and encodes 676 amino acids.
AUGCCCCGCCGCCCGCCGCCCCGCGAUUACUACGAAGAAGACGAAGAAGAUGAGAUUUACGAGAUGGACCGGGAACGUCGACCUCGACGAGAUCGCGGCUCUGAAGAUGUCGAGUACAGUCGCCGAAGGUCUGAGCCGCUAGCUGAGGAUAUGGAGCGAAUGCACAUUCGAGAACGACCCAGGCGAGACUUCAUGAAAGAAAGCUUUGAGCGGCCGCGGGAGGAGGUAGAUAUGGUACUGCAAGAGCGGUCUAUGCCUUUAGAUCGCGAGGAGGACUACAUGAGGCGGUCGUCUGUGUCCUGGGGCAGACCCCGCCCUCGUGAGAUUGACGAGAAUCUCAUCGUUGAGGAACGAGGAAGUCGUCGGGGCAGUCGGCGCAAACCUCGGGAGAUCGAUGAAGCUUUAGUUGAGGAAAGGGAAAGGGAUGGUGACAGGAUGCGUCGCUCAGUACCAGAUCUCGAAGAAGACGAUCUGAUGGUUCCACGAGAGAGGCGCCGAGGAAGCAGGCGUCAGCCUCGAGGAAUUGAAGAUGACGAUAUGAUUAUCGAAGAAAGAGAGAUGCGACGAAGAAGCAGGCGUCGCCCUGAACGAAGGUCUGAAGACGAUCUUCUGAUUGAAGAGAGGGAGCGACGCAGGGGAAGCAGACGUCACCCCGAGCGCAGAUCAGAGGAUGAUUUGAUAUUCGAAGAAAGUGAAAGACGCCAAAGCAGGCGACACCCAGAACGAGAAAUCGAAGAAGAUCUUAUAAUUGAGCAACCGCGAAAGCACGGAAGAAGACGUCGUCCACAAAACGAAUUCGAGGAAGAAGAAAUGCUCAUUCGACGAAGAGAAAAAGAGCAACCCUUACGUCGUGGAUGGGACAGCGAGCGCGACAUGCGGUCACAGGAAAGACGCUUCGAGUUGGAUGAAGAAGAAAUAUAUAGCCGGUCGAGACCACGGCCUCCGCCUGCUAAUCGGGUCGACGUUGAAGAGGUUAUGCUUGAUGACGCUCGCCUAGACAGACGCAGGAGUCUGGUCGAUCGAUCUGAACGAGAUUUCGAGGAAGAAGACGUGGUCAUUCGGCGGAAGGGCAAAGAUCCACAGUCAGUCGACCGUGGCAACGAGGAGAUAAUCUUCCGCGAACGGCGCGGACGACGUCGGAGCGCUCCUUCAGAAAACGUCGAAGGCGAAAUGAGAGGUUUGCGCCGAGGGCCUAGACCAGAACACCCGUUAGACGAAGAAGCGGACAUCCCCUUGCAAUUUGACGCCAGAUCCCGCCCGAGAGAGCUUGAAGAAGAGGAAGAAGAUAUUCAUAUAAGGAGGACCAAGAACAAGCCUCCAUCUCGCCGACCUUCACCUUCCAUGGACUCAAUACAUGUGCCUCCGAUUCAUCAGGACGUUUUUACUCAUCAUAGGCACAUAGAUCACGGCUACGAGGAGGCUCAACCACCUUUAGAAUUGCGGCCUCGCAGCGGUAGCAUCAACGAGAUCGACAUUCGCCAUCGCGGCACAAGAAAACCAGCGCGUUCCGUGGCCGACUUGGAGGAGCUAGACAUUGAAACUCUCCGAGAACUGAAUCGAGAAUCCAAAGGCAAAGAUGACUGGUCUUUGAUACAUGCUCCUACAGCGGCUGAUGCAAUCGAAAUGUCCGGGGCGUUGGACAUUGUUGAAAUUGAGCCUCGUCAUGCACCGAUAGACCAAGUUGAGACGGGUCGAAUUGCCCAACAGGUUGCAGACGUCAAAGAUCCCCGUGAUUCCAGGUGGACCGAGAUUACGAAGAAGCUGGUGGUAAAAGAAGCCAUUGAACGAAUGGGGUAUGAGUAUGAAGAGACAAGAACUUUUUACUACAUUUUCUCUUACCUCCAAUCGGAGGAAAUUGAAGAGCUAGUUGAACUCUCAGAUGAGAUUCGGAGUGCGCGCCGCAGGCGCAUUCGAGACAUUCAACAAGAACGGUCUUCUUCCAUACCUGCCCCUGCUCCUCCCCGUAUCAGACCUCUCCGUAUGGAGAGCGAGAAUGGAUGUAUGAACCUCGGCGAUAAUGCCCAGGUGUGA